AUGUAUGUUAACAAACAUAUCCAUUUCAAUAAUCGCACAUCAAACCGUGCAGAUAGUGCCUGUGCUUCUCUCAAGCAUUCUCUUGGUACUUCCUCGGGUAAACUGAAGACAGUUACUCUUAAAGUAAAAAAGUGGUAUGACGAGCUGGUUGCAAAUCACAAGCAUCGGCUAAUGAUGGAAAGCCUUGGAGAAGGAACAAAAGUUGUGUUCAAUAAAGUCAAUGCUGCCAGACUAAAUGACAUUCGUCUUAAAGUCUGUAGAUUUGCAAUGGAUUAG
Molecule: messenger RNA, 276 nt
Organism: Phycomyces blakesleeanus NRRL 1555(-)
Lineage: Eukaryota; Fungi; Mucoromycota; Mucoromycetes; Mucorales; Phycomycetaceae
Exons: 2
Coding region: 1-276 (91 amino acids)
Source: RefSeq, a predicted model, not a curated record